GACGUUAUACCAGCAUGGCACUUCCACAAAAACGUCAUUUUUCAAAAUAAACGGAAUGCUUUAGUGAAACCUAAGUACACUUUGUAACAUUAGAUGCUUAUUUGCAAGACAUGAACUUUAAAACGAAUGGACCUCAACGAAGGAUCCGCGCUGGGCGUAUUUCGAUGCAAACUCUGUGAAUUAUCGAGUCCGUAUACUUUCUACGGACAGAAGCCACCAAACACGAGAGCGAUAGUCCUCUUGGAAGAAUGUUAUGGCAUGAAAGACCCCUUCAGUCCAGACAGAGAAAAGUUCCUGGUUUUAGGAUCCAAAUGCAGCUUGUGCAGUAAGACUGUGUGUGUUGGGGCGGACUGCAGCUUGUUCUACACCAAACGCUUUUGCUUGCCAUGUGUGCGAGAUCACAUCCAUCAGUUUCCAGAACAGAUUCAGGCUGAGCUGGCGAAGAAAAAGAACACCCAGAAGACGUCCUCCUCAUAAUGUUCAGCUUCUCAUUGGUCACAAACAAAAGACACUAAUAAACAAAACCUUACCCAGAUAUAAACAUUUUGUUGUUUCUCAAAAACCGUGUUUCUCCAUUUUGCAUCCGGGAGCCCUGGAUGUCUCCCUUAUGUAGUUCAUGAAUCUCUCUGAUAAUAAAUUAAUCAGAUGUGCUUUCAAAUGUAAGUUUAAUAAACAUUUUAUUUGUAGGCUA
Messenger RNA from Triplophysa rosa, 691 nucleotides. RefSeq names its product cysteine rich DPF motif domain containing 1 (gene cdpf1). The record is from RefSeq and is a predicted model, not a curated record. The transcript has 3 exons. Lineage: Eukaryota; Metazoa; Chordata; Actinopteri; Cypriniformes; Nemacheilidae. The coding region runs from base 127 to 477 and encodes 116 amino acids.